This is a messenger RNA of Adineta ricciae, 1338 nucleotides long. NCBI's taxonomy places the organism in Eukaryota, Metazoa, Rotifera, Eurotatoria, Adinetida, Adinetidae. The record is from the annotation of a GenBank genome assembly.
AUGGACUAUCCAAAAUACUUCAAAUAUUUCUGUAUUUUCACUUUAUUUAUUCUGAUCGUUUACGCAGUUAUAACUAGACCAUAUUCGUAUGCAUUACGAUCACUACAUAUAUCACUUGUGGAACUGUAUACCCGCAGAGAUCCUUUCUCGACAAACACGUCACUGGUUAAUGGGACAAAUAGUGUAGUUAACAAUGACUUACCUUUGGUAACCAGUGAAUUUCAUACGCGACGAUCGGUGUAUCAUCCUCAGUUACCGAUACAUAUUUUUACUCAAAAUCUAUCGUUGAUUGGCAAUAAUAGUAAAUUAAUCUUGUUAGGCAACGGAUUUUUCGGUGAUCGUACAUGGGAAGGUGCUGGUUCAGGCGGGAAAACGUCUGCUCAAAGGAUGACGUCGCUUUAUUGCCCAUUUCUGUCCGAUAGAUGUGAUAUCACACAUGAUUUUAGUCGUUUUUUACAAGCGGACGCAGUAGUCUAUCACCUACGCGAUGGAAUUGAUAUGAAUCGUGCAAAGGAAAAACGUCUUCCUAAUCAACGUUUCGUUUUCGCUCUUUGGGAAUCACCAGCACACACGCCAAAUUUGCAAUCCUAUCGUCAAUUCUUCAACUGGACGAUGUCCUAUCGAUUCGAAUCACAUGUUAUUACAUCAUACUAUUCCGGUAACGCGUACGUUCAUACAUCGAGUGACUAUUAUCGUGCGAUGCUAAAUGAGAAUUCUACACGAAAGCUUAAUUUGAAAACAAGAUUACCCGAUCAUCGACCGUCGGACGAAGUUUUACAAAAGAAAAAAUUAGGAACGGCUGCCGCUCUAAUAUCUAAUUGUGGUGGAAGUAGUAAACGUUUGGAGUUCAUACGAGGACUACAACGAUACAUCGAUGUGAAAAUCUACGGACGGUGUGGCGAAUCGUGUCCACCAAACAUAAAUUGUCGACAAUUCAUUGCACAAAAUUAUUAUUUUAUUUUAAGUUUUGAAAAUAGUCUUUGCACAGACUAUACGACCGAGAAGUUCUUUGCCGCACUUGAACAUCCGGUGAUACCUGUUGUGUUCGGACGAACAAAUUAUUCUGCUUUCAUUCCAUCAUCGGGAUUUAUUGAUGCAAAGCAAUUCUCUACGAUGAGUGUGUUGGCAAAACUGUUGAAUGAUACGCGCAAUGAUAAAGAGAAAUAUUUAUCUUAUUUCGCUUGGAAAAAAGAUUAUGUUUGGGGCCUUGGAGCCUUCUUUACUCCUUUCUGUGAUCUCUGUCUAAGACUUCAUCUCGAUUCGAAAACUAAUGUUAUUGAUGAUAUACACAAAUGGUGGUUUGAUGGCACUUGUGAAUCAGCAACUAUUCCAAAAUAG